UCCCGGCCCACAUUGAUGAUGUCACAUUCCAUCAGUAAGUCACUGAUGAUGUCACAGUCCUAUGGCAUCUGAGCAUUCCGGAGGGGUAUAAAUAGCUCACGGUUUCCGUUGACAUCCAGUUCGUAUACAUUACACUUACAAGACAGUUCGAGACUACUAAGCCUUAUUUUGAGAAGAUAUUUUCAAGACAAAAACCAAGUUUGAGUUAUGGCAACGAAGACAUCCAACGCCAUGGACCAAACAACCAGUCCCCGGGAAGAGGACCCUCCUCCUACCACAGUGGACACCAUUCGCCCCAUUGUGGAUUCAUUCUUCAAAUGGAUUGAACCCAAGCAGUGGGAGCAUUUGCUCUCAGGAAACCCUGAUGACGAAACCCGGUACAUGCUGGCAGAGAUGCUAUCCAACAUGAUGGCGCUCAUUAUAGAAUCAACGCUGGCAGAGGUCGCAAGGAGAGGAGUUAAGCCGCCCGAGUACCUGUCGUCUAGUUUGGGGGAUGCACUGCCUCGAGCGUUCGCUCAAGUUCUGGACGUACCAGAUGAGGUCUGCCAUGAGAGCUCAGACUCCUUGAGGAGCAUCAUGGCCACAGAAGCAGCAGCGUGUGUCAACUCCAUGUACUUUGUUCGCACUAACCCAGUGCAUCCAUAUAGAAAGUACACCACUACUCUCAUGACAGUGGAUGAAAUGGUUGAUCGCGCCAUUAAAAUGCUUCAAGAGUGCACCGAGAAGAAGAGAGCCAUUUCCAGACAUUCGCCGCUGCAGCCGAAAUGCAGCCCGGGCACUUCCACACCCAGACACACGCAAGAAGACCAAGAAGACACGGAGUCUACAAAAAGUGAUGUCACCGAACGUGUGGAAGACAGACCUGCUCCAGACCACAACGUGUCUCUAAUGAGCAGGAUAAAGAGAUUCUUCAAAAGCCACCUUCAGACCGUCACCACAACCCAAGAUGCCCGACGAAACGAUGAUCCAACUCAGAGCUCAAGCGGAGGUUACCACUUCCCUCCGUCCCCCACUGAUUGCUGCAAGUCAGAGAGCGUGGAGGACGGUUACUUACAUCGGGACACCUUCUUCACUAUGCGCGAGUCGAGAACAGUACAUGCUGGCAGAGAUGCUAUCAACAUGAUGGCGCUCAUUAUAGAAUCAACGCUGGCAAGGUCGCAAGAGAGAGUUAAGCCGCCCGAGUACCUGUCGUCUAGUUUGGGGGAUGCACUGCCUGAGCGUUCGCUCAGUUCUGGACGUACCAGAUGA
Mugil cephalus (flathead mullet) is the source of this 1248-nucleotide messenger RNA. RefSeq lists its product as uncharacterized. The coding region runs from base 208 to 1248 and encodes 346 amino acids. NCBI's taxonomy places the organism in Eukaryota, Metazoa, Chordata, Actinopteri, Mugiliformes, Mugilidae. The record is from RefSeq and is a predicted model, not a curated record. The transcript has 4 exons.